This is a messenger RNA of Xenopus tropicalis (tropical clawed frog), 1084 nucleotides long. Its product is annotated as erythroblast NAD(P)(+)--arginine ADP-ribosyltransferase-like. The coding region runs from base 22 to 900 and encodes 292 amino acids. The transcript has 3 exons. Gene Ontology annotation, molecular function: NAD+-protein-arginine ADP-ribosyltransferase activity. The record is from RefSeq and is a predicted model, not a curated record. NCBI's taxonomy places the organism in Eukaryota, Metazoa, Chordata, Amphibia, Anura, Pipidae.
GCCGGAAACUCUGAUAUCAGCAUGACUUGGGCACUCGCUCUGAUCCCAACCUUGGCACUGAUGCACCUCUGUGAGGGGAACAGGACUCGAACGUCCUGGAGAGACACAUUGUUUUCCCUGGAGUCUGUGUUGGAUAUGGCCCCUAAUUCCUAUGAUGAUCAGUACUCAAAGUGCAUUAAGAAAAUGGAGGCCGAAAUAUCUACAUUUUUGUCACAAGAGAGUUAUGUAAAUAGGGACUUUUCUGAAGCCUGGGAUGUUGCCACUACAAAAUGGGAAAACAUAAAGCGAGAUAUGAAGGUUCCCUCUGGAUUUAAGGAUGAGUACGCCAUAGCAACAUUGGUCUACACCAGUGCGAAACCAGACAUUUAUACACCAUUCAACGAGGCAGUGCGCCAGGCCGGACAGUCUAGAGACUACUAUCUCAGAUACUUCAAUUACAAGGCUCUACAUUACUAUCUGACCAGGGCAGUUCAGAUGCUGAAAACAAAAUCAUGUCACAACGUGUUCAGAGGAACAAAAACUCCAUUCAGCGCUACGCAAGGGAACAAAGUCCGGUUUGGCCAAUUCACAUCUUCAUCAACAAAGAAAACUGUAGCAGAUGAGUUUGGCACUGGCACCAACUUUACUAUCACAACCUGCCACGGGGCCAGCAUUAAGCACUUAUCCUUCUUUCCCAGCGAGGAGGAAGUGCUUAUCCCUCCCUAUGAGACAUUCAAGGUCACCGAUGUCAGAACAGGGAGUGGCAGUAACGUCAUUACACUCGUGUCUGUGGGAACCCAAAGUAACCACAACUGUUGGUAUUUGAAAGCCGCGAGCCCCGGGAUGGAAAGUCUUCAGAUUAUUCCAAUAUGUUGGCUAAUGCUCCUGUGGGGCCCUGUGGGGUCUCUGCUCUUACCCUGACCCCCUGAUUCCUACAGUCUGGAGAAUGUCCCCAUUCCCGCGUGGGGCCCAGUGAAUGUAACGUAGCGCAUACGGCGCCAUCUUCUGCCUGAUUUCCCUCUCAGCAGCCAGGGAGCCCUUGGCAGUUGCACAAAGAGUUUGAUUUGUGUAAAUUUUUUUAUUCUGUUCCAUCCCAUCAUGUAAA